GGGAUCCCGACCACUAUAUAAGAUGAGCUGGGAUAGAACCAAGCUCAUCUCGCACCUUUCCCUUCUUCGAGAAACUUCCUUCUGAUUCGCUUUAUCUUUUCUUCAUACCCAUGGAGCACAUGGAGCACCAAGAGGACGAAGGCAGCACGGCACAAUUGAACUCGGAGGGCCAGCAGGGCGAGCCCAGCCAAGAGUUCACGGCGGCAGCGGCGGCAUCUCUACAGGCUCGACAAAGGCGCAGAAUUGCUCAAUUGGAGGAAAAGUUGGAGGUUCUCGAGGCGGGGCGUGCAUUAAAAGAAAGGCAAUCGAACCAAUAUAUGGCUCAAGGAAGGGCGAUCCGGCGUGUGGUCUCUUUGUUCGACAACGUUGAGGAUCUCGUCACCGAAAAUGACCGAAGAUACGAGCUGACUGGUGGUGAUGAGGAAGUCAAUGUAGACCAAGAUCGACUGCAGGUAGGGUACGUCACUCUCACCAAUACCCUGCCAUGGUUCCAUAAAAAGGCCGUAGAGAUGGAGUAUGACGAGUAUGUCCACAUGAUUAAAAUGCUUCGGCAGGGGGCUGACGGCGCCCGAGGUGACGAUACCUCGAAACUCAAGACACUCGUUUCCGAAUGGGUAAACCAAGAAUUCAAGCCAGAACCCCCUGUCGACCCCGACGACAAGCAUUCACGUGGGUUCAUCAACGAUGCAUGUGGUAGGUUGCUCUGCCCAGCAGAAAUUGACUGGAACGACCCAAUCGCAAGGGCAGGUAUUCGAGAUCGCACUGAUGGCCAUAUUGUGACGGAUCUGUCCUUCCCGGCAUUUCUAUAUGACAAGUACACCACCAACCCGGACGAUCUGGAGGAGGGGCUUUUUAAAGGCAAAAUUCUUCUUCAGGCUUACAAAGCUGUAUUCACGUCGCCUUCCUCCGCAAAGGUCAUCGAGGGCGAUGGUGAUGGGGCCGAUGUCAUCCAAAACAACAGACUCGCUAAGAAAUCCGCUGCUGGUGUCAAAGUCAAGAAACACGUAGCGCAGAUCAUCAAGAUGAGAAAAGUUACUCCUCGGUCUAUCGCCUACAUUUCGUGCCAGGUUCGAUUCACACUCUCUUCUGUCACUUCGUGGCGGUCCGUUGAUGGGGAUUUUGAUUACGUUCAAUUUUGGCGCACUAUCGUAGACUUCUUCGAACGGGCCCCUGGUCGAGAAGCCCAUCGUAGGGUCGACAGACUCCUGGAGUGGUGGACGAGGAAAGUUUUUGGAAGGAACUACCGUGACGACAUCAGUACUGCAGCAAAGGAAAACAUGUCUGUCAAUGCCCUUGCAAGGCAGAGAGCACAGCGUGACGACCUCACUUUUGAUUCACCCUGAACUCUGUCGCUCGCUUACAAUUGUAGUGUGCUAGUACAUACUAUUAUUCUCUAUCAAUAUAAUAUCAUAAUAAUUGUUUUUUGUGGAA
Suillus discolor is the source of this 1431-nucleotide messenger RNA. RefSeq lists its product as uncharacterized. The coding region runs from base 111 to 1343 and encodes 410 amino acids. The record is from RefSeq and is a predicted model, not a curated record. The transcript has 8 exons. NCBI's taxonomy places the organism in Eukaryota, Fungi, Basidiomycota, Agaricomycetes, Boletales, Suillaceae.